Molecule: messenger RNA, 1346 nt
Organism: Xylona heveae TC161
Lineage: Eukaryota; Fungi; Ascomycota; Xylonomycetes; Xylonales; Xylonaceae
Product: NAD(P)-binding protein
Exons: 4
Coding region: 159-1211 (350 amino acids)
Source: RefSeq, a predicted model, not a curated record
UAGUGGUCGUUCUACUCAACAUUGGGGUUGGCAAACUACCUAGUAGAGUCCUUUGACAGUAUCAACAAAAAAGGGAGAAAAAAAAUAAGCUGAAGUGCGCUUCUACUCAUAUCAGACCCACAGAUUCCCGUACGUUCUAUUGUUGAACAGCCAACAAAAUGGUGAUUAAAGUCUUUGCCACCGGUGUGACGGGCUAUAUCGGUGGAGACGCGUUCUCUGUCAUAGCUAAAGCUCAUCCGGACUUUGAGUAUACCUGUCUUGUGCGCAAUAGCGACCGAGGCGCCGCAUUAGCAUCCCAGUAUCCGCAAGUGAAGCUAGUCUAUGGAACGUUGGACGAUUCAAAGUUGCUAGAGGAGGAGGCGGAAAGAGCUGACAUUGUCCUCGACUGGGCAGACGCCGAUCACUUGGGUGCUGCUCAUGCCAUUGCGAAGGGUUUGGCGGCCCAUACCCCGGAUCGACCAGCUUAUUGGAUCCAUACGUCCGGCUCAGCUGUUCUUGCAUACGCCGAUGUGGAACGGCAAAUUUUCGGCGAGGAAUCAGUAAAGGUCUACGACGACUUGGACAAAGUUGGUGAGAUUACCUCGCUUCCGGACUUUGCGCCGCAUCGGGAUGUGGACAAGGUCGUCCUGGAAGCGGGCACGGUGGACGCAGACAGAGUCAAGACAGCCAUUGUGUGCCCUCCCACCAUUUACGGUCAAGGGAGAGGCCCAGGAAAUCAGCGAAGCAUUCAGGUCUAUUGGUUGACCGAGAAUAGUCUCAAGAGAAAGCAAGUCUUCCAGGUCGGACCCGGAACUGCCGUGUGGAACAAUGUCCAUGUGUAUGACUUGAGUAAUGUCUAUUCUGAAUUGUUUGACGCAGCCAUUCAACGAACAGAUAAUGUGCCAUGGGGAAAGGAGGCCUAUUACUUUGCAGAGAAUGGAGAGCAUACAUGGAAGGAAAUCUCAGACAAGAUCGCAUCAAUUGCUUAUAAGAAGGGACUUGUUACGUCAGACAAGGUAGAACAGCUCUCUACGGAAGAAGCGAAUGCUAUACACCCCUUUGGAGCUAUCCUUUGGGGCUCUAAUUCUCGGGGCAAAGCCAGAAGAGCAAGAGAGCUUCUAGGGUGGUCACCCAAGGAAAGGAGCUUGGAGAAAGAAUUACCCGAAGUCGUGGAAAGUGAAGCUAAAUUGCAAGGCUUAAUCCAGGGUCAUGCAGCAAAGGUAUCAGGCUAAAUGAUUGUAUGUGCGCUCUUCGGGUCUGCCAUAAUGUGUUUGAAGGUAGAUUAGACUAAAGAUAGCACCAAGUGACCUUCCGCUAGAGAUUAUUAUGCUUCAAUUUGUUACCGUUUCCUUUCUCCGGUGGUGGAC